Molecule: messenger RNA, 1988 nt
Organism: Stylophora pistillata
Lineage: Eukaryota; Metazoa; Cnidaria; Anthozoa; Scleractinia; Pocilloporidae
Product: cryptochrome-1
Biological process (GO): entrainment of circadian clock by photoperiod; circadian regulation of gene expression
Cellular component (GO): cytoplasm; nucleus
Molecular function (GO): DNA binding; deoxyribodipyrimidine photo-lyase activity; FAD binding
Source: RefSeq, a predicted model, not a curated record
AUAUGCCAUGUAACAGGUUACAUAAUCAUCAGAAUCUCCAGGCCGCAAAUGGCGUCUAAACAACGACGAGUACAUCACACAAUUCACUGGUUUCGUAAAGGACUACGGCUGCACGACAACCUUUCGCUUAAGGAAGCAUGUGAAACAAGUUUAACGCUCAGACCAGUGUACUUUAUUGAUCCAGAUUAUGUCAAACAUGGCAACAUGGGAUUCAACCGAUGGAGGUUUCUGAUUCAGUCUCUCAGUGAGCUGGACAAGAAUUUGAAGAGUAUAGGGUCGAGGCUAUUUGUUAUUCAAGGGAAGCCUGAAUUGGAAUUACCUAAACUUUUCAAAGCAUGGAAGAUCACAAAAUUGACAUUUGAAUUUGAUCACGAGCCUGAAGGAAGGCAAAGAGAUGCAAAGAUUCAUGAACUUGCCACCAAAGCUGGGAUCCAAGUUGAAACAAGAAUCUGCCAUUCACUUUAUGACUUGGAUAAGAUUAUUUCCAAGAAUGGAGGAACAGCUCCUUUAACCUAUAAAAAGCUUUGUUCUGUGGUGGCAUCACUAGGGCCACCUUUGAAGCCCAUUCCCACUGUAGACAAGAUAACUUUUGAUGGAUGCUCUACUCCGGUGGGUAAAGAAAACAAGUAUCAGCUUCCGACACUUGAGGAACUGGAAAUUGAAACACCUGAAGAGUCAAGUACAGUCAUUUUCCUUGGUGGGGAAACUGAAGCCCUUAGACGACUUGAUGAACACAUGCAGAAAGAGGACUGGGUGAACAAGUUUGAGAAGCCUAACACAUCACCCAACUCUCUUCAACCCAGCACCACUGUUCUCAGUCCAUAUGUGAUGUUUGGCUGUCUCUCAGCAAGGCUGUUUUAUCACAGACUGUCUGAUGUGUAUUCAAGAGCAAAGAAACAUUCUAACCCACCAGUCUCCCUACAUGGACAGCUAUUGUGGCGAGAAUUCUUCUUUACUGCAGCAUAUGCUACCCCUAACUUUAACAAAAUGGAGGGCAAUCCAGUCUGUUUGCAAAUUCCAUGGGAGAAAAAUCAAGAGUUUCUCCAAGCUUGGUGUGAGGCACAUACUGGAUAUCCUUUUAUUGAUGCCAUUAUGACUCAACUAAGGAGAGAGGGGUGGAUUCAUCACUUGGCACGUCAUGCUGUGGCAUGUUUCUUAACCAGAGGAGACUUGUGGAUUAGUUGGGAAGAAGGACUGAAGGUGUUUGAUAAGUUGCUUCUUGAUCAUGAUUGGAGUUUAAAUGCUGGGAACUGGAUGUGGUUGUCAGCUAGUGCAUUUUUUCAUGCUUACUACAGGGUUUACAGCCCAAUUGCAUUUGGUAAGAAAACAGACCCCAGUGGAGAUUAUAUCAAGAAAUAUCUUCCAAUAUUAAAGAAGUAUCCACCCAAAUACAUCUAUGAGCCCUGGACUGCCCCAUUAAGUGUACAGAAAACAGCAGGAUGUGUGAUCGGGAAAGAUUAUCCUCGUCCAAUUGUGGAUCACAAAGAAGCUGUGAAAAUUAAUCUUGCACGGAUGAAAAAGGCCAGAACAGAGGGUGACAGUAACAAUGGUAUGGAGGAAGACUCCUUGGAGAAAAAGAAAAGUUCCCCUGCAAAAAGGAAGAAUAGCAAAGAAGCCCAAUCAAGCAAGAAGCCAAGAAAAAUAACAGAAUUUUUUAAAACCUUAUGAAGCUUUUGUGUCACUUCAAGGUACAAGUCAGUACUUGACAUUUUAGCAUAAGAGCUGCUUUUCUCUCCAUUUACUCUUUUGGGUAGUGCAAUCUUUCUUGUGUUCAAAAUUGUGCUACCAACUCCUGUAAGCUCAUAAUCCAGCUAGGUCUAGCUAACAGAUGAUUCCAGCUGGUAGACUAAAUGUGUUACAUGAAGCAUCUUUAGAAUGUUAAUGGCAGCUUUAGAACUACCCUUCAUACUGUUCAAAAUUGUACAUUUACUUUUGUAUUGUGUUCUCUUCUGCAAAAUUGAGAGUAGAAUAAAGUUUUACUUAGCCAG